Messenger RNA from Lepisosteus oculatus (spotted gar), 1616 nucleotides. Lineage: Eukaryota; Metazoa; Chordata; Actinopteri; Semionotiformes; Lepisosteidae. The record is from RefSeq and is a predicted model, not a curated record.
GUCUUUCUGGUUAAAAAUGAAAUAUCCUGUUACCUUUCACCUUGCAAAUCACCGUGAUGACAACCAGAAGUAGACACAAGAAUGACUAUAUCUGAUUCUCUUGUUACAUUGUGUGGAUGGGGAACUCAAUACCUACUUCAUCGGGUGUAUUAUCCAGUGAGGCAUGUACAAAAUUCAUCAUGGAUGUGGUAUCUCACAACUGUAUUGUUAUAUUCUCCAAGACUACAUGCCCUUACUGCAAAAUGGCCAAGAAUGUGUUUAAUGACAUAGGUGCUGCAUAUAAAGUGAUUGAAUUAGAUCAGCAUGAAGAUGGAAAGCAGCUCCAGGAUGUUUUAGCUGCUAUGACUGGUGAAAGGACGGUUCCAAGAGUCUUUGUUAAUGGGAAUUGCAUUGGAGGUGGUUCAGCAACGAAAGAACUCCAUCAGAAGGGGAGGCUCGUCCCUCUGAUUGAGCAGUGUGCUCCAUGCUGCACGGGGAAAGCAGAAAGCGCUGGCAGAGGUCUACCUGAAUCCCACAAAUUAUAAUUAUCUUUUACUUCAACUUCUGAUGGAAUGGAAACUUUGAAAACUUGGGUCCACGGGACUGUGUUUCUGUUAUUUGCACAUUUACAAUUUGUGUGUGUCUUUUUAAGUGAAUAUACAGGGGUUCAUAUCAUCUUGUUAUAUACAAAGUCAAGUGUAUAUCUGUUACAUUGAAAAACGUCAGACCUGUCCAUAUCUGGUUUUUCAGUCCACAUUGGCAUAGAGCAGUAUGUUACACUGCUGAGAAAAAUUAUAUUUAAAAAGUAAAUUCAUUACAGUUUUAGCGUACUUGUUUAAGUGAUUACAUUUUUAAAUUAAGAUCUUGUGGAAAAAUACAUUUAAAAGCAUGUAUAGUUUACGUGUGUAUAGAUUAAAUGUAAAGUACGGUAUUACUUCUUUAAAGCUGUUUCUCCCAAAUUCUUACUAAUUUAAGUAAUCCCUGUAAAUUGGUCACUAUGAUGUAUUACUUUUUUAAAAAAGUAACGUCUAGUAAUCAAGAUAAUAAUAAGUAAGGAAAAUUAAGGAAUUAUUAUGUUUAUAAAAUUAUAAGCAAUUAAUGCAAUGAAUCUCCCUGCCUGUCUUUUCAACUUCUUCUUCAUAUUUGACCUUGGUAUCAGUUUUAUCUUGUUAUCCAACUCAGCUUUCGUAAAAAUGUGAAUAUGUUAAUAGACGCUAUCAUUACCAUUGGUGAGUCAUGCCUUUUUUUUCCCCUAUAUUGUACAUCUGUGAACAUCUAAAAUGCCUGGCAGUAGUUUCCAUCCACUUCAAAUAAUGUCCCAUUUUGUCAGCAAAAACUGCCAAGGAAAAAUUAAAAAACUAAAAAUUUAUUUUUUUAAACUAUUCACACCUGUGAGUGAGUACUUGUCAGAAGCUUAUUUAGCAGCAAUUAUAAUUGCAAUUAAGUCUGGAGAAGUCGACCACUGCCCACCAGCAUGGUGAAUUCUGUUCUAUUCUUGUUUGCAAACUUGUUCAAGUUCUGUCAAGUUUAGUUGGGCAUUUUUAAUGUACAGCAAUGUUCUUGCCACAGAAAGUCUGCUGGAUUCAAGUCAGGGCUUUGACAGCAUUAUUAAAGGAUUCAUUUUCUUUUUGUCAAGC